Molecule: messenger RNA, 2023 nt
Organism: Prorocentrum cordatum
Lineage: Eukaryota; Dinophyceae; Prorocentrales; Prorocentraceae
Source: the annotation of a GenBank genome assembly
GCGCGCGCGGCGGAGGCGGAGCGAGGCGCGGAGCCUCCUUCGCCUGGACGCGGCGCGGCGCCUGCUCGCAGCCCACCACGGCGAGGCCGCCAACGGCAUGGCGCCCUCGCGCCGUCGUGGCGAGCGCGCCGAGCGCGGGGCCAAGUGGCUGUGCCGCUUCUGCAAGCAUAAGACCACUGGCCAUGACUGGUGGAACGUCGCGACGGCGGCGAGCUGCGGGAUGUGCGGGCGGGCCAAAGGCAUCUGCUUCAAGGCCGAGGUCGCCCCGAGCGCGCCGUCCGUGCACGUGCCUCCGCGCGGCGGCACGUCCACUCUCAAUCCUUGGAGCAAGGAGGUCCAGGAGCUUGAGAUGCUUCGCAAGAAAGUCGAGCGCCUGGAAGCUGCCCAGGCCCCUCCGCCAGGGCGCCCGGGUGCUGCGGCGCCUGAGUUCGUGGACGUCGAGAUGUCCGGGGAGCCCUCGGAUGACCUCGCGCGGCAGCGCCUCCAGGAGCUGGACAAGGAGCUCGAGGAGGAGCGCGAGCGCCUCCGCGUCAAGCUGCUGGAGUCCAAGCCGAUCCACGCCAGAGUGCGCACGGUUACGGCUCGCCUCGAAGCGGCGGAGACGCAGCUUCUUAAGGCCAAGGAGAGCCUUGGGAAGGAGCGAGAAGGACUGGCGGCCCUCCUCAGGAAGAUCGGGGAGGCUGAGACCGCCAUCCGGCAGCAAGAGCAGAACAUCAAGGACCUCGCGAAGCAGAGGAGUCAGUUGGCCCAGCAAGCAGCUGGCGAACAGGCCUCUCUGCCCAUGGCGGCGGUCGGCCUCGACGCGUCGAAGCUCGGCGAGGUCCUCCAGCGCUGCGGACUUGGAGACCAAGCCAGCACGGUCGCCCAGGCCAUCAUUCAGGACCUGCCCAACAUCGUGUCCAACGCCACGCUGGUCCCCGUGGGCGCGGAGGCGGCGGAGCCAGCGGCAGCCCCAGCGGGCCUGCCAGACUUGCCGCGGGUGCAGGACACGAUCGAGAGCUUGUCCAACGCCGAGUUGCGCACGCUCAUGGCCACGGUGGUGCCAGCGGCCAGCAUCCCAUUGGAGGACGAGGAGCUGCGUGAGACGGCCAGGCACAUGUUCCGCGUGGCCAGCCUGCCGAGGUCGGAGGCCGAGCUGGACGUUCCAGGUCUCGCCGCCGCGGCCGGCCCUGGCCGGCAGCCUAUGCAGCCUCGGGCGGCCGAGGAUUCUGGUCCGGAGGCGGGACCUCCUGGCUACCAGAUGAUUCCCAUCGAGAUCAGCGACGAUGAGGACGCGUGCGUCGUGCUUGCCGAUGGGGAAGCGCAUGAGGCACGCAUGGCCCGCCGCGCGAGGCGCCGCGCUGCCUUUGUCAGCCCGCCGAGGGCGCUGCCAGCGCCACGCGAGCCCGCCGGGGGCGCCGCCGACGCCGCCGCCGGCGCUGCCGCGGCCGCCAAGCCCGCGGCUGUCGGGCGCCCCGCCGAGCCCUGUGCGGGCGCCCCUGGAGACGGCGCCGCGGCCGGCGACCUUCUCGGCGCUGCCGAGGGGCCCCUAAGGUCACCGAGCGCUGGCGCCCUGCCGGGCGCUGGGCCUGGGCCUGGGCGUACUGAGGCGCCCGCCAGGGCAGUCGCAGGGGAAGGACCAGCGAGUGGUGGUCAUGGCGCUGCUCGCGGAGCUCCGCGCGCGGCGCCGCUGGAGCUGGCGCAGCUCCUCCCCCAGCCGCCGGCGGUGCGAAGCGACUCGCUGACGCUACUCACCAUUAACGGGGACACGUGGAGCGGCGCUCGGAGGGUGCUCGAGUGGAACGCCGCGGCCAAGCGACAGUUCGACGUCGUCUUCAUCCAGGAGACCAGGUUCCCCGACGACGAGGCAGCCGGGGCGGCUCGGCAGUGGUGCCUUGGCCAAGGCUGCCAUCUGGCCCUGGGUCCGCCGCUUCGGGUCGGGACGGAGCGCCUGGCGGUCAGCGGGGGCGUCGGCUUGUGCUUCGCGGCCCACGUCGGCGCGUACGCGGGCAUCGACGUUCCCUCGGAGUGGGCGCACCGCAUC